AUUGAAUCUCCUGGUCUUAGAAACUUUAUCCCACCAAGUGAAUGCAUAUCCACAGAAACCAGUGACUGCUAGAUGUACCUUCUUCUUGGUGUAGUCAUGGCAACAAAAAACUAACUCCAUCUCUUUCUCUCAUUCCUGGUGGAUCCAACGAAGUGUCAGAUUUUUCCAAAGCGGCGAGGAUGGUCAAUGGGGGCCUUCUUAUGAUAAACCGAGCCCUUGAUACGAGCAAACAAGAGGCUCACAAGGCUCGAUUCAAAGCCGAGGUGGCUGACAAAGAGAUUGCUCGUUUGAAAGAUGAGUUGGAAAGUUCUCGUCGUCGUGAGAGAGAUUCGUUUGAGAAGGAGGUCAACCAUGCCUAUAGGCAGGGGAAGAGGGAGAUAGUUGAAGUUAAGAAAAUCCGUCGUGAUAAGUUCUCGCAAUCGUUUGGAGAGCUCGAAGGGCGUUACAAGGCGUUCGCGGAUUAUCGCGAGUGUCGUGGAACCGUGGGUGGUUUGUAUUUUACGCAUCUUCCCGACUACCCGUUUUCUAGCGAGUAUGCGAAGCAGACCGGGCUCAUAGCGGAGAAAGACAAAGAUCCCAAAAUUUCUGAGGUCGAAGAAGAGAUUUGGAAGCAAUGGGAACCAGUUCCCGUUUCCCCCGACACGGCGGAGGCCGAGACGGGAGGUCUCGAUGAGAUGGGUGAGGUGGACCAGCCGGUGGCUCCGCUUGAUGUGAACGACUACUCGAUUGGAAGGUCGAUGAGUGGGAACUUUGAUCUUGGUGAUUGAUUGCACGGCUUGUUGUGAGUUGUUUGAGGAAGUAUCUCCUCGACUUUGUAAUUUGUUUCUGUUAUUUGUUCGUGUGCUGGCCUAGUAUGGCCUUGUUUUUAAGUAACGGGACUGGCCGAGUGACGCUUUGAAUCCCUGCCGUUUUACCGGCUUUGUGUUUGAACCAUGCUAUUAUAAAAAUGAGGUUUUAUGGAUUUUGAAUU
Molecule: messenger RNA, 970 nt
Organism: Brassica napus (rape)
Lineage: Eukaryota; Viridiplantae; Streptophyta; Magnoliopsida; Brassicales; Brassicaceae
Exons: 3
Coding region: 180-767 (195 amino acids)
Source: RefSeq, a predicted model, not a curated record